AUGCCGAUUGUCGGUCUUCUGAAGAAAUUUAUCCGGGGUGAAGAAAAGAAAUCGAUGGUGAAGAAUGUCCCAUCGAUAGUCAGAUUGGAGACGGACGUGGGUGAAUAUUGGACAUUGAAAGAAGUGAUCGGGGAUGGCGCAUUCGGUAAUGUUUAUAAGGCUGUCAGUAAAACCGAUCCUACGCGAGUUGCUGCAGCAAAGGCGAUGGAAUUAGAUGAUGAUGAAGGUGCAGCAGUGAUGGUCGAAGUGGAGAUUCUAGUGAAUUGUGUUCAUCCGAAUAUUGUGCAGUUGUACGAUGCGUUCAUAAUGGGCAAUCGAAUCACUGUCGAUUGGAAGCAUUCAGCAUUGUUCACUUUGCAGUUACUGUUAGAGUUCUGUGGUGGUGGUGCGAUCGAUAGCAUAAUGGUGGAAUUAUCUCGGGGUUUAAGCGAGCCACAAAUACAUUGUGUGAUGAAGGAAGUUCUGAAGGCGUUGCAGUUCUUGCAUCAGAAGAAUGUGAUUCAUCGCGAUUUGAAAGCUGGAAAUGUUUUGCUGACGAAUGAUGCGAAAGUGAAAUUAGCUGAUUUCGGUGUAUCAGCGUUUUGUAAGGAUGCACGUGAAGAACGAUCAACAUUCAUUGGAACUCCAUAUUGGAUGGCACCUGAAGUGAUGCUUUGUGAGACGUUUCCCGAGAAGAAAUAUAACAAACUAGCGGAUAUUUGGAGUUUCGGUAUAACUCUAAUUGAGAUGGCUGAAGAAAGACCGCCAUAUUCAGAAAUGAAUCCUGCCAAAGUGGUUUUCAAGGUAAUAAAAGCUGAUCCACCCUCUCUACAACGACCUAAUCAGUGGUCAUCAUCGUUUCGAGAUAUCGUCUCGCGGUGUCUUGUUAAAGAUCCACAGAAUCGACCAACUGCAUCUGACCUUAUUGCUCAUUCGUUUUUCGCGAAAGAAAGUGAUUUUGGUUGUGUGAAAAGAUUGAUCUGUGAGAUGAAUGCCGAGCAAGUGACAACCGAAGUGAUGCAGUCGGAUAUCGAUGACGAUGAUGAUACUUCGUCAUCGAUUGACAUCAGAUUCCCGAGUACUGACAUUAUGGAGGUUCACAUUUUGAUUCAUUGCUCACUUGCAAUUUAA
This is a messenger RNA of Anisakis simplex (herring worm), 1110 nucleotides long. Lineage: Eukaryota; Metazoa; Nematoda; Chromadorea; Rhabditida; Anisakidae. The record is from the annotation of a GenBank genome assembly.